Molecule: messenger RNA, 18029 nt
Organism: Malaya genurostris
Lineage: Eukaryota; Metazoa; Arthropoda; Insecta; Diptera; Culicidae
Product: serine-rich adhesin for platelets-like
Exons: 15
Coding region: 1753-6093 (1446 amino acids)
Biological process (GO): establishment or maintenance of epithelial cell apical/basal polarity; heterophilic cell-cell adhesion
Cellular component (GO): plasma membrane; protein-containing complex
Molecular function (GO): calcium ion binding
Source: RefSeq, a predicted model, not a curated record
AAGUAGUUUAGUUUUGCAGAGAUUUUCGACCUUUCCGGAUGCUGAACGGGACUUGCGGGCGUGAUACAGAUUCACUGAAAACCCUGGAAUAACAUUGAAUGCUGUGUCCAACUUUAGUGGUGUGUUUUUUUGCUGCUGUGUGAGUGUGACUUUCAGCCGUCCGGAGCUGGGAGCAGCACGGGAAGGCAAUUACCUUCCGACAGUGGCGAAAUUGUUUGGUGAUACUUAAUUGAGGAAAACGAGUGCCAAAUCUUACAUUUGUUGGGACCUUCUUGUGUCCUGUGCAUUGACAGAGUGAACUUGACAAACAAGCAAGCAGUUCGGAAGUUGCAAUCGCAACUUCCGAAGGAUAAUAGCUACGUGAGGUUCAAAAGUUGGGUGGAGUGAGUUUCGGAAAAUAUUUUGCCUGCUUCUUUGGCAUCGAUUUGCGGUUUGACAGUGAGUGAGAAAAAUUAAACCAUUAGGUGCUGAGUCGUGUGAGAACGAACGGAAGAGAAAAACUGACAAGGAAGGAAAACAAAGUUUUGUGUAACGCCAUCCAGCAUCCAAGCUUCACUUCUCUAGCGGUGGGAAUACUAUCGAAGGCAAUGGAUAGUAUUCGUCCCAGCGCCUAGAGUGUAUAUUUUGCGUACUCCAGUGAGACGGGAGUUUCGGAAGAACAAAGUUUUCUUGUAAGGGUCACCCCUGCAAGCGAAAAGUGUGCCGCUGUGUAGUGAAUCUCGGUUCGAGACGAGUAAACACCUUUAUCGAAAAUAUUUGUGCGCUUAACUGGUGUGUACACUGUACUGGAUUUUCAGGAGUCGGUUCUGCGUUUCAGACUUUCUCCCACGUUAAAGUUCGUCGGUGUGAAGUAAAAGUUCACAAACAAAUUAUCUUUCCUGUUUGGGAAUUCUGUGUGCACGCGAAGCCGAGCAAAAAAUACCCACUCCAUUGGAUAUAGGCAUAGCAGAAGGAUCGAAACGGGAGAGCAGUGAGCGUGAAAACAUCAUUAUCCUAGCUGCGAACUGGCAGCCAGUAAGUGUUGAUUUCGUUUGAAUCCGAGGCAAACCUCAACGUGGAAGCAGGAUUCAACAUUGGUAACAUAACUGCUAGCGGUAGCCAAGCAACGGAAGGUGCGAAUCAGUACUAGAGCAAACAUAUUGCGCGUUCCGUGAAAACCCCUGGAUAGUGGUGAAAAGUGCCGAUACAACUGAAUGGCGCAAUAAAUUCUGUGGUGAUAAACAACUUGUGGUGAAAAAUAACACUGAGAUAGUGAAUGCGCGGCAUAGAGCAGAGACAGAAUUCAGGGUAGAUUGGCAAAAGUAGAACAAGUGAGUGUGAAAAAUUUCCGCUAUAAUCUCGAUAAUCUUGAUGAUUUACAACUGUCAGAAGUGAGUUUAAAACAGGAAAAGAACGGUUCGAACCGAGGCGUAUUGUCUACCAGAUUCACUUCAGAGGGGCCUCUUGCUGAGACCGGAAUAAUCAAGUGUUGACCCGGAUGAGGAGCCGCUCCGAUGUGGAAUAUUACGCAAAGCAGUUGAAAGAAAAUUAGAAGUAUCGUGUCGUACUGUGUGUGUGAGUGUCUGGGCAUAGCAUUCCAGAGGAAAAAUUGGCAAUUAAAACAUUUGCCUAAAAUUGAGUUUACUUUUUACUAUCCCGAAGAGGAUACACCAAACCGAAACCGUAACCGAGUUCUGUUGAUGGAAGUUGGUGCUUGAAGAAUCAUCAAAGUGUUUCGUCUGUGUUGGAGAAUUUGAAGUAACCGAAAAAAAAAUGGAUCUUUUGUUUGCGAAGAGUUGGGUUUGGUUGCUGUUUGCCAUGAUGGCUUCCGAAAAGCUAGGUAGUGUUUAUUCGGAGACAUCGUCGACGGAGGAUGGUGGGCUGUUGAUAGUUGCAACCGUUGGUAGCAGCGUCGUCAGUGCGAUCAGUGAGACCGAAAGUGCAACGAUGAUACCGAUGAGCACCGGAAGCGGUCUUACGAGCACUGCUUCACCGGAGAUGUUUGAAAAUCCGUCUUCAACGGUGUCCGCUAGUGAACCGGCGAGUGCAAUUGAAAUUAAUAAUCCCACCGAAACAAUGGAAAGCUUGACGACGGGAAUUGCAGUGUCGGAAAGUAGCAGCAGCAGCAGCAGCAGCAUCAGCAGCAGUAGCAGUGCAGUCAAUUUUGUAGAUGAAACUGAGAUUGAGAAGAAAGCUGAUAUUGAACUGGAGAGUGAGACUCCUGUUAUUAGUUUCGGUAUUCGGUCGUUCACAGUUGAAGUAGGUACUGGAACGGAACGGUCCAGUGACGAACCGGUGCUGGUGAAUGCAACUCAACCGGAAAAUGCCACUCAGCAGAGCGGCGAAGGCACAACUACUCAAGUGAUUUUCUCAAGUGAAUCUUCCAGCGGCGUUCGGUCGACAGCAGCGGCGACGACAGUUUCGACGGAUUCGGACGAGGAGGAAAGCACAAUCGCAACUGCCGAAGUCAGCCAGGUGGAAACAACAUCUGUCAAGAGGCUUCUGAAGGAAUCGACUAGCGACACCAGUCAAACAACGGUCACCAUUAACACCAAAGUCCCCGGUGAAAAGCUUAUUAAUAUGGAUGAUGAUUCUAGCGAAGAGCAGCAUUUGUCCAAUGAAAUACGGGUUGAGAAGAAGAACGGGCUCUACCGGAUCAAGAUAGCUGAAAUCACAACGGACGAGUUUGAUAAUGGAUUGCAUGAGUCGGAUAAUGAGAACAUGCUGAUGUCGACGGGCGUCGUGGCGCCCAAAUCGAUUUAUCCGAGCAAGAUAAAUAUUGACGAUUUUUAUCCUUCCAAGCUGGAAGAUUUCAAACCACCGGUGGGGGUAAAUGGCAUACAGCAUGCAGAGGACACCCAGGAAAAAUUGUUGCGAGAAAAAGCAAUUCUGCGAAAUAACGAAGAUAACGAGAAACUUUUCGAAUCGACAAUCAUGAAGCCAUCGGAAGUUUUACCGAUAAUUGACGGGAAAACGGACAGUUCUGAUGAGGAUCGCGGAGAGACUGGAAAAAAAGGACAGGACUCUGGUGACAUCUCUACCACCAAGAUCGAGAUUGAACUAAUUGAUGAUACCUCGGAAACAUCAGCCAAUGAUGAGGGAAAACCUUCCAUCGAUAACAUUACUGAGAAGUUGGAAGAGAAUGAUGAAGUAAUUAGUCGGAUUGAGGAGAAUUUUAAAGGGUACAGAACUUUCGAUGUUCCAGAAGAGGCCGAACAGGAGGAGGAGCCAAAACAGGACGAUGAAGUUAUUACGAUAGCUAUUUCGUCGGUGACAUUUUCAUCAUCACAACAAUUAUCCACCCAGGCUCCACCCACAUCAGCGCCAAUAUCCGGCACUACAACUCAAUUUUCACCUACCACCGAAGAAGAAAUGCCAAUUGCUGUCAGUGGCAGUGACAUAGUGAAGGAUAAUUACGGCAAUCUAUUCAUUCCCAGGCGUGUGAAAAAAAAUGACCCAACCUCUUUGAAACUGAACGUAUUCAAUUCGACCCCGCUCAAGAAGAUUGAUUUCGCCAACACAAAGUUCAAUACCGACAACAGUGGCACCGCACAUGAUCCUAACGAUGUCGGCAAAAAAGAUAAACCCGAGUUUUCAACCACCAAAUUUUACAACAGCAAGGAACUGUACAGCGAACUUCAUCAUCAGGUUAUGAAUGACAGCGACCAUCGUCACGGCAGCCGAAACUCUCUGAUGCCGAAAAAAGUCACCGCAAUCGUUUCGGAAAAGGACAUUCUAACGGCCAAAACUCUAUCCAAACCGGUGCAAUCGACGGUGCCGGUCAGAAAGUUACCAACCCGACUCCCGGCCCGGGUUGAGUCAAUCAUCAAAAAUCAACUUCUGAAGACAAACUUCAUUCCACGCGAGGACUCUCCGUCCACCGUGGAACCUUCAUCAACCCGAGUAGGUCCUGCGGCAACCGGUGAAAGUACCUCUGUCAAUCGACCGAACAAUAGCAGCAACAAAUCCGGUCCGACUCCGGCAGAACACCCGCAGGAUCAACAGAAAAAGAUAAAGACACUGGGAGCGGCCGCUUCCGCCAUCAUUGCCGCAACCUCAAAGUUAACCAAAAACAAUAAGGCAGCUUCGGCACUAUCAGCAGCAUUGAAUCAGCGUAUUACACCUGACUCACAGCAGCAGCAGCAGCAGCAGCAGCAGCAUCAUCAUCAUCAGCAAGCCAAACCGCAACCGGCUUCCCCACAUCCUAGUGAAAAUUUAAUUACAAGGCCGGUCAUCACACCGUUGUCCCGUUUGCAGGAGAAAAUCAACACACUGGACUGUGAUAUCCAGCCGCUGUCACCGGACUCGAGCAUCUGGCGAGGCAACGAAACCCACGAACUGGAACUGCCCAUCACGACCCCAGAGGACUGCUCGGCUGGUUCAAGCUGCACACCAACAACGAUUUCCUGGGAAGGAACCGCUGACAUCCAAUCCGGCGACGUGCUGAUCGUGGAGAUUGACGAUAAGCACCUAAUUCCGUCCAAUUACAACAAAUCAGUCGAGAGUGCCCAUCACGCAACGACGGCCGUCUACCAGGUAACUCGCCUUGGUCACGAACACUGUGACAUCACCGAAGGAGUUCUGCUCGACAUCACCCCGCUGGUCGUGGACGGAAGGAAGCUGGUGACCCUGUACGAUAAGGAUCUGACGGAGGGAAUUAAUCUGCUAAUUGUGGUCUCGGAACAAUGGGGUCAGCAGUGCGUGCGCCUGAAAGUGACCGUCAAGUCGGACAAUUGUGGUGAAAAUGCUGACUGCUCCGGAAAAGGUGUAUGCUAUUCCAACACUUCAAUGGAAGGCUACGAGUGUCAGUGCUGCGGUGGUUUUGCGGGAUCUCACUGCGAAGAGAUUGACGCUUGCACUCCAUCACCGUGUACCAACAACGGAAUUUGUGUCGAUUUAUCCCAAGGCCACGAAGGGAACGCUUACCAGUGUCUCUGCCCGUACGGUUACACCGGCAAAAACUGUCAGUUCGAGUCGGACCCGUGCAAUCCGUCGCAGUGUUUGAACGGAGGUACCUGCGUCGGUAAUUCCACUCACUUCAGAUGCGAAUGUACCUCGGGCUACACCGGACCGCUCUGUCAGCAUAAUCUCAACGAGUGUGAGUCCUCGCCCUGUGUUCACGGCAUCUGUGUGGACCAGGAGGAUGGAUUCCGGUGCUUCUGUCAGCCAGGCUUUUCCGGAGAACUGUGCAACUUUGAGUACAAUGAGUGUGAAUCCAAUCCGUGCAUCAACGGCGGUCAGUGCAUCGAUAAUAUCGGAGGAUUCUCGUGCAAAUGCACUCGCGGUUAUACGGGAAAACGUUGUCACAUCAAGGUGGACUUUUGCGCCAAUGACCCGUGUCCGGACGGUCACCGGUGUAUCGAUCACGGGGACGACUUCAGCUGCGAGUGUCCGGGAGGACGCAACGGACCGGACUGCAAUCAGGUGCCCCGCACGCUGUGCAACGUGAAUCCGUGCGCCAACGGAGGCACCUGCUGGACGACGGAGGAGUCCUUCUACUGCGCUUGCCGACCAGGAUUCACCGGGAAAAUGUGCGAAGAGAACUUCGUUAUCGACACGGUUGUUAGCUCCAGUGAGAUGCUCUCGGACAAUCUGAACCAGAACGGUCCCAGCGGACUGCAUGGUGGCGGCGGUGGAGGUGGAGGCGCUGGUGGUGGAGAAGGUGUUGGUAGCAACAGCAACGGCGCCCUGUACGGUGACUCGGAAACAACACGGCUCGGUAAACGGGGAAGCGCCAUCGAAUUGCACAACGCGUACAUCGCCGCAGGAACGUUAGGAGCGGCCAUUCUCAUUGUGGCCAUUGUGGUAACCGCAUGCCACUGCAAAGUGCAUCAGAGCUAUCGACACUUCGCUACCAAACACCGCCAGCUAAUACCGAGCUUCGGUCGGAAAGCGAAAGCAUCCUCGGCGAACCGGCACUGGCUCAGCGGCAAGGGACAACAGGCCACGGUUGGCCACAACAAUCUGAACUACAGCUACGCUCAUCAACAUCCGAACGCAUACAGUCUCCAGCCGGAGCGAAUAAUCAACAAACCGCUACCGAUGAAUUUGGAGAACGACAUGUACUACACGGUGGACUUUGGCGAAUCGCAGAAUGCGCCAUUGAUCCAGUAAAGUCCUUUCGCGCCCUUCCACCACCCUUGUUCCGAGUUCCGCGGACACGGAAAGGGUGGUACCGGACAGAAUGCUGUCCGCCAGCCGCCGCCCGCAGUAUGAUUAUCGUUUCUGAUUUAAUCAUUCCGUUUGCUCUGGCGCUUAUCUAUUAGGAUAAAUAUGAAAUGAUCUAAGGUUACGUGAACAUGGUGUACUUUAUUGGCUAGUCUUAAAAGAAAAAUUCAUCCAAACCAAUGAUAUUAUCUGAACAGAAGACGACAUCGAAGAGCGAUUCAAUGGCGUAUCAACAUUCAAUAGGCAUGUACCGAAACUUAACUCAAAUGAGUUUUCUUUUUCUUUUGGAGUGAAAAUUCUCAUUUUGAGUUGAAAAGGAAAAUUCUUCGGAAACACAUGUGUGCAAUAGAAACGCAACAAGCAAGGAACAAUCGCAAACGAAAGAAUUACUCGUCUCACGUGGGCUGUGCUCCUCCUUGCCAUUGACAUUUCCCCCUCUCCCCCCCUCACCCCCCUCUUACUAAAACACAAUAUUAAAUUGAUUUUCUUCCUCUCGUACUGCAGAUGACCAAGUUUCCACCUUCCGCUCGCUCCGACGGCAUAAGACACGAGUUCAAAGUCUGUUGAUUGGAUCCAUCGGCUGCUGGCGUGCGCAAUUCGAAGACCAUGCAGUCGGAAAUUAAAGAUUACUAUCGUUUGUCUGCCUGCUUUCGUGAUGUUCAACCGCUGCUGUCAUUGGCUUGCGUUUUUUUUUUGUCUCCUUCUGUUGUCAGUUUGUUUGCUCUUCCGUAUUCAAGCCUAUCUCCCAUUCAACCCAAAAUAAGCGUGGUGCCUGUUGUUGUACGAAGCUUGCCAUGCCUGCGGGACCGAGAUUGAGUGAAAACUGUGGGAAAAUGGAACAAACUGGGGACAUUUUUCCCUGUAUCACGUUCUCUCUCGCUCCUGGAAAACCGUUCUACUGGUCCAACGGAGUGUGACCUACAGGCGAAUAGAAAAGAAUUGGGUUCCGGAAUCCGCAGCCCCGGCUAUCGGUACCAUUUGAUCUCUGGUAAUCUCUUUGUCCGGAACGUUGCGGGAUUUUGUGGAGACGAGAAACACCACCAAAGGUGGAACGGGAGAAGGUCUAUUUCGUUAAAAAUGUGCCGAGUUUAUCGUGAAAUUAACUCGCCUAAUCUGCGAGGUUCUGUUACUUUUCCGUCUUCAUAUCAAGUUUGGUUGUCAGGUUGAUAGAGUUAUUGCCACUGACAGAUGUAGUUUUGUUUUCAUCCUGUUCACAACUUAUUUCAGGAUUUCUUUUCAAACCAAAAAUAUAUUGUUCCUGUCUAAGGAGGCAAAAUAUUUUCCCACCACUUUCAUGGUAAUUGAUUUUGGCUGACAACGGAAUAUCCUUCUCUCGUGAGAUUGAACAUAGUCUGGCAAAAGUUCUAAUGGGCGUCUACGUCUUACGAAGGACACGAGCAAACGGAAAAAGGUUUUACGCCUUUAGCACAAGAAACAAACAGACUCGUCUCAGUUCAACGGAGCGUAGUGAACUUUUCCGAACAAAGCAGUAAAAUGAAAUGGGUGGGGAAAACCUGGUAGCUGGAGCACAGCAAUGAGACGCGGGCACUAGUAGUGGGUAGUACUGUGAAGUUACGGAAAACAUCAACAGCACAGCACUCCCGGUACGCCUAAUCCGAUUAGGUUCCCAGCGCAUGUGUGGGUUCCGAGAAUAAACGCGAUCAAAUUACGCAAAGGCUGCUCGCAUGAUGCGGCAUCAGAUCCGAGUGGUAAAGCCAGUAAUAGCAUAGUAAUAAGAUUUUAUAUCCCAGGUUGAGAAUGUUUGUUGUUUAUAAUUGAGAUGAUAAAAAUUCGAUUUCCGUUCGAUUACCUUUCAUUUCCCACGUGUGAACGUCGAGCUGUGGAAGCUCGCCCGUAGUGAGGAAGUGGGAAGAUACUCACAGAAUAGAAGUAAUUUGAAAAAAAAAACAAAAAUAAUAAAAAGUUAUUUGAAGUAAAAAUUUAAUACUCUAUCGCAUCGAAGGGAAGCUUCUUUAUGUGCAUCAAUAACACCGAAUGCCGUCGAACGGAUGGAACUGGUGGCUUGUCAGGGCAGAAACUAUUGGUUUUGAAUCAAACGAACAAAACUAUCUCACAACCAGGACUACCACCGUUUUGGAAUGAAAGAAUGAAAAUUUAAAAAAAUAAAAAACAAAACAGCAAAGCGUGAGCUGGUUGAAAAGUUUAGCAUAGAAACUAGUCUAGGUAAAACUUGUGCCAAAACCAUUUUUAAAGUUGGAACUAUCGAUGCCCAAUAGAAGAUCUAUUUUAUUUUAAUGUUAGCACUCUAUAGAUCUACCACUAGGCAGAAUCGUAGAACUCAUAUAAAAUAACCAUUAACUUGUAGUGUUGCUUGACGAUCGAUGACGAUCCCAACCAGUACAGCAUACAAAAUAGUCAGACAAGUCAGUUUUAUUUUUCCCAUUACCUGUCAAAACGCAUCUCAACUAAAUUUGUACAUCAACCUCCCAUCGCCCAGCUCAUGGCUAGUCAUUUUCGUUCUGUUGCAUAGCUUUUCCAUACCUGCUAAAGUAGUGAAUAGUAGAAUAGAAAUCAAACCCAGAAGCUAAAAUGACAGAACAAUAAAUUUCAACGGCUCUACCGUACUCUUAAUCUUCCACUCCUAUCUUAGCUGGUAGAGUUAAAAAAAACUUUCUUCAAUUUCUUACAGAGUAACAACAAAUUGUAGCGAAUCUGCUUGAACAGAAGAUUUCAAUUUCCUAGAACCGCCGGACUAGCGCCGGUAGAAAUGAAAACAAAAAAAUUAAUUUAAACAAAAAAAAACGUCUAAUCAAAACUGUACCAGACUAAAGCCAAAGCACUUCUGAGUGAGUAGGUAAACGCUAAUCCUCACCGAUAGCCAUAACAAUAAAAGGAUAAAAGUAUAGGAGAUAAAGUAACAGCUCACCAAAGAAAACAGAAAAAUAAACUACCGACAAAAGUGGGAAUACGUUGCCAAAACACACUCGCUGUGUACAUCGGACAGUUUGAACAUAAAUACAAACAAGUAAACAAACAAGCAGACUCCGAACGGUUCUUUGGCUUGGGCUCCGCUGGUUUGGCUGGAGCGAAGGAAAAAGUGGCGUCUGUGGUUUCAAUAACGAGCGAGUACAUGAAAUCAAGCUGUCGUCAAGCGAUGGUACUGGGAAAAAGAGAAAAAAAUAUGUCGCAAUCAACCACAGCCAUAACACCACAGCAAGUCCUGGUAUAAACACCCGAUUGAACUGUUCCGCGUUUGAUGAGGACAAAAAAAAUAAACCCUUGUUCCAUUUUCAUGUUCUUUUUUCGAGCACCAACAAAAACGUAGCACUCUAAUAUUUUUAUCGCACUUUAUACUGCCACCAGGACCAAUUAUAAGCAAGCAAAAACGCACAAGAUUGCCUCGACAGCACAAUUCGACCGUCCCACGACAAAAGGGCCUAACUGCAACUGAGAGCCUCUCUUUGUUUACUUUCUCUUUAAAUUAUUACGAAGCCAUUAUUGCAAAUUCUCUAAAGUUUCCAAUAUAAAUCGAAAGCUUGUAGUUUUACCUUGAAAGUUUUGCGAAGAGUGAAGCGUCAAAUAUAAAAUCUGUUCGGUAAAUCGUGAAAGAAAAAGUAAACAUAGAGAAACUGUCAUUUGCAGUUAGGCCCUUUUGUCGUGGGACGGUCGAAUUCUUUUCCGCCGGUCGAAACGGAGUGACCCAGUUAUUUUUGACAUCUCAUUCGGCCCCGUUCGAAAAUUAUGAAAAAGAGGCCCAUGUUCAGUCGACAACACAAGCGAAACAGUAACGUUGAAAUCGUAUACACACUUGCUCAUAGUUACUCACGGUGAGUGCAUCAAAAAUACUCAUUUUUGCUUUUCUCACAUAUAAAGGUUAUGCGAAAACCGACUUUUGAACCGAUGUCCAAAGUCAUGCAACAUAUCUGUGGGUGUGUAUGGAUUGUAAUAAUUUUUAAUAUUUUAAUAAUAAUUCAAUAAUUAAAUCUUAGGCUGUGAACCAUUUCGCGGUUAAUUUUAACUUUUGGUUAAAAUCUGACAUUCGAAAGGUCAAUUUUAUGUUGUCAAAAAUAACCCUGCUCGAGAGUAUGGUUAUUUUUUGACAGAUCGAUGGUUAUUUUCCGACACUGAAAAAAAUCUUGCAAUGAAAAUUCUAAUAUUAAAUCUUUAGUUGAAAUUAUUUCCAGUGGAAAAUAAACUCAAAUAACUUUUCGUCUUUUGUAGUGGGCCGCAGUUUUAGUUAAACCAAACCAAAAGUUUAAAUUAACCGCGAAAUGGUUCACAGCCUUAGAUUCAAUUGAAAUUCUCUUGUUCCUAUAGCUAUUGAAUUGAAUCUCAUAGACCACUAACUCGAUUUUCUCAAACUAAACUUCAAAUAAUAGCUUGUGUAGUUCCAUAGCCGGCUAUUGAAUUCAUCUGCAACCGAUUUCCGGUUCCGGAGCAACGGUGUAUAAAAAAUAAUAAAUAAUGCACUCGAAUUCCUUAGAAAAGACUCGACCAAACUUAGGUUCAAAUGAAAGGUCUUACAAUCCCAUGGAAAUCUAUUGAAUUUCAUUUGGAUCCGACUUUCGGUUCCGGAAUUAUAGGCUGAUAAGUAUAAAUUUUUCAAUUUCAAGAACGUUUCUAAACAUGACCCCGAAAAUCAUAUGAACGAUAUGAUAUCGUUUGACAAUCAAGUUGUCAUCUUGAAUGUUCUCAUUGGAAAUAAGGUCAGUAAUAUUACCGUCCUUUCUUAAAAUUCAAUCAAUAAUUAAAGUUUCGCAUUCAUCGGUCUCCGAACCAGAGAUGCCAGAUAUUUUCAUAGAAAAUCUGUAUUUCUUUGUACAAAAAAUCUGGAUUAAUCCGUAUUCACUAAUAAAAUGAAAUUUUUACAACAAAAUGAUGCUAAAGGAUGUUAUUCCAAUAGAUUGUGGUUGUAAGAUGGUAGAUCCAAUCAGUCAUUGCGCGUUCACAAGAAUAUUCAACGACGAAAUUUCAUAGUUUUGUUUUUAUUUUUUAUCCACAACAAUUGAAUUGUAAUUCCAUAUAUUUAUCUAUUAUAUAUAUUUAUUGUAAUUGUUGACUUCAUAAUUUGACAUGGAAUUUCAACGCCCAAUAUGCAACGUCAAGUCGAGUCAUACAACUCUCAGUUUGACAGUAGAGUUUCAUGAAGCCAUUACUUUCUUGAAUAUCAGCUCAAAUUUCAUUCAAAUUAUAAUAUAAAUGGAUUUCACAACAGAUUUUCAUAGUAAUUUGUGAUUUAUCCGUUGAUUGAUAGACUUUUAUCUCGUCAUUGGAAUCAAGUACUAAAAGAUAGCUCAGACAGAAUAGUUUUUUUUUCUUUCUUACUGUUUUGUGAUAUUUGUAUAAACCUGCAUUAAAUUGAGGAAAUCUGUAUUCAAUCUGAAUGAGCAUGUAAACAUUUGAAUAAUACAGAUAAAUCUGUUAAUGGCAUUUCUGCUUCGAACGCCAAUAUUCGUUGCCAAAAUCAAAAUCUAAUGAUUGUUUAUUGUUAUUCUCAAAGUGACAAUCAUAAAUGAGUGUGUUCAAUGCCAUGAUCCGGGUUGUUAGUCGCGACUUUCGACAAUUCGACAUGAUAUCAUUCAUGAUAUUACGGAUAUAAUGCAGAAAUGAUGAUAUGCAUUGACAUCAGAUCUCAGAAAAGGUAGAACCGAUUUUCACAAUCUUAGAUUCAAAAGAAAUGUAUUGUUUUCCCAUAAGUUAGUUUAGACUUUUGUCCGGAUCCGGCUCCCAGUUCCGGAAGUAUAGAAUAAAAUGUGUGUGAAAUUAACACCGGUCAUUUAAGGCUAUCACGCGAAAACACAUAAAAAAUCUUCUUAAUUUUCAAAACUAAACCUAUUUCAAUUUAUAGGUUAUACUAAAUGUUUACCACACUUCACGCUAUUACGAUUCCCAUUUUUCAGUUCCGGAGGUAACUGAAGUAGUUAGCAAAUCCCCCAAAGUGUGUAGAGAAACAUCUGGAAAUUAGCCAAACAUUUCUCUCUACUUGGUGAAAUUGUUGCCAAGCAAGUUCUUGAUGAAACUGUUGCAAAGCAAAUUGCUAUUCCUCCGCCCAGAACGACGAGAAUGACACAAUUCUGUUUGACAACUAAGACAAAAAGAAUUCCUGAAAUACGGGUAAUCUGAUUUUUAAUCCUCUGGCGAUUAGUCAUUCUGCUUGGUAGCAUUAGAAUGAAACAGAAAUAAAUUCAGAAAUGUCGAGUCGAAUAAAAUUGCUCCCGUCAGAUUCUUACAAACGAAUAAGUGAUUUUUUUAUAAUUGAAUUUUAACAAACUGGGAAAAAAAUGUAUAACUUAUUAUAUAAAAAUUAAAUUUCGCUCAAAUAGAGUCUAAAUUUACAUUUGUGUGAGGCUUCCAGUUUCUAUGCACGAGAUCUUAAAAUACUAACGAGUCGAAGACGAGCUGUAAAGAAACAAAUGGAACUUACAUUUGUUAAUAUAGAUGAUGCCUGAUUUUGCCAGAAAUCCGAAAGGAACAGAAUUUAUUUUUCAUAAAUUGGCAUCCCUGCAUAUGUCCGCUUUCAGAACAGUUUCCUUUGUCGUUCCGAAACAUUGAGUAUUCUUACAGCUCACUUACAACCAACUUACAACCACAAAUGCAAAUGAGAUUGGUUUGUUUUCAUCAGAAAACGCAUGCAUUAAACACGAUUCAGACGAUCAAUCAACUUCGGUCGACGUCAAGAUUAAUGUAUUAAUUUUUUUAGCCGAAUAUUGCUUACGUACCCGAGGUUGAAAUGUUCCGCAAACUUGACGUAGUGACCCUUCAUUUGAAUUGCUUACAAUUAAUGUUAUUGUUCUGUAACCGUUCCAUGCCGGUGAUAGUCGCCUGCUGCCACGUGUGAAUCGCUUUUACAUUUUGUUUUGUUUUUAUCAGAAAAUAUAUUAGUCACUCAUUUUGCACUAGGGCCGCCGUUCAUUUUUCACCGGGCAUUGAAACCUCAAUAAUGUGAAAAAUGACUGAUGAAGCCAGGGAUGCCAAGUGUUGAAAUUUAACAUUUUUCGGUUGAUUUUUCAGAAGUCAGUAAGAGCAAAUGACAGUUUCUCUUUGUUCACUCUCUCUUUCGAUUAAUGUGAUGUGAUUAAAAAGAUUUUCUUGGAUUUCACAGUUCUGUUUGAAAGUCGAAUGUUUCGAGCAUCAUUCUAUGCAAAGAUUUAAGUGAUAAACGUGUAAACCGCUAUGUAAUUAAUAGAAGAGAAAGUAAACAAAGAGAAAAUGUCACUUGCUCUUACGGCCUCUUGAAAAUCAACCGAGAUUUGUGGAUUGCAAAAGACAAAACCUGGCAAAACCUGGAGACAUCUCAGUUAUCAAAAAACAAGAAUGUUUUGUUUGUUCUUGUUUAUUCGAUUCGUCGAUGCAGAAUAACAGACUCUCAUAAGAUGUGAAAACAGCUCAUAUCGGUAAGCAGCUCCGUACAAAUUUUGAAAUGUAAAGCCAAACUGGUGCGAAAAGAUACCGAACAAGAUCCAACAAUCGUUUACGAUCGAGUGUCCUCGAAACCAACGGUUGAAGCAGUCCCUAGGCGGUAUCCCGAUGCAAUUUGUAUGUUAAAUUUAUGUAAAACAAUCGCCGCAAUAAUAAAAGCAAAAUUGUUGAGAGCAGCUUUCAUAACAUUGGAACCUUUCCACAUGAAAAUUCAACGGAUUGGAUUCGUUAACCACAAGCCAGAGGGGCACAGAAUUAAGUGCAACGUGUGUUUAAUUGCAUGCAAAUGAUACUCAAUGAAACAAUAUUCGUUUUCCGUAAAAUAAACGUUCACUCAAGCAUGGCUGCUGAGUGGAUGUUUGCAAAAUGAGAUGGUCCAGCACGCUUGAUGUUAGUUUUAGAGUUUCAAAAUGCAAAAAUACGAUUAGCAAAAUAAAACGAAUCCAAACCGGGAAAUAUUUUUAUUGUUAACUGUUCGUGUUAGUACGACAUAAAACAUAAAACAUCGACCAGUUUCAACGAGAACCAUAACUUAUCAGCGUUCUGUUUUGACAGCUAAAUCGAUGUGACAUGGCCACUUUCAGAAAUGUUUCCUUUCUCGUUCCGCAACACAGUGUGAAAAAUGACUGGCAUCCCUGACUGUACCAUGGCCUACUGAGAAAGAGAGAGAGGUAUGAUUUCUUGUUGACAGCACAUCAUUUAAUCGGAGCUCACUUACUUUUUCCGAGAUUGCUCAACCGAUUUUUAACGAACUAAAGGCCCAAAUGGAAAAUAUUCCUCAACUACUGGGAGAAAUGAGUAUAAAAUUUCAAGCCGUCAUUUUGACGGAUGCUUCGAAAAACUGAGAAAAAUCUUCUUAUUUUGGCUCAAAACUAUUUCGAUUUUUUUACCCAUCUCUAUGGGACUCAUAGUCAGAGAUGUCCAUCUCCUCUGUGUGACGAAGAGCAAGUGUAAUUUCUUCCCUCGCACUGACAACAUCAAUGAAAGCUCUUUUCUUUCGCCGCUAUUAUAUAGAUUAUGCACGCAACAUGAGAGCGCGUGUUUAUUUUCUUUCGCCUCUAGCACUGGAUCACACCAAAGUUCUAGUGCAGAGCACUCAAAUUCUCUGAGGUAAACGUAGAUAUUUUCAUCGAAGUGUACAUGCCGGUGAGCACACUGGUGUACGGUUCGCAUAAGAGAAGCGUAGGCCACGCAUAUUCAGCAAAAAAAAAAACAAUGUAAUAUUGAAAUUUCGCGGAAAAGAUUUUCAUCUUCUUCUAAAAAUUUAAAAAACACAUCACAAAAGUAUCUCUCACUAACAUGCGCCAGUAAUCACUUGGAUGUUUUUAGGCUAGAGCGCUUAAGAGUGAUUCAUGCUAAGAGAAUGUGGUUUACUCGCACAGCUCCUUCCAACACAAUCACACACUCAAAGUCUCUAUUCAACACUAAGAAGAAGUGCGCUUUUCUUUUUGUGUGGUAUUCGCUUGCUGCAUCUACAGUCAUAAAACAUAAAACUUACACCAGCGUGCAUCCCUCUAGUGAAAUACCAUCACUACUCAUAGUAACAGACCGGCGGAGACAAAAGCCACAAUUCUAGCAACCCAGUGUCGAGAGACAUUGGUUUAAAUGUGCAAGCUUGUGAGCGAAUGUUUAUUUAUAAUCAAUUCAUCUCCACGAAACAAUCACUAUACGUGUGAAACCUUUUCGUUUUAAUGCUCUUUAGUACUUGAACGCUAAAAAACUUUUUCCGCGUCCGAUUCAUUUUAUUGAUGACUUUAACCACCCCAUUAAGCCAAAUUUAGCGAAAAAAAAAUUUUACAUUAAAGCAAACUGUUUGUAAUUGGUAAUCGUUUGCUUGUAAUUAGCUGGAACUAAAAAAAAACCAGAACAAAAUUAUAUUUUUUUAUAUAUAGAACAUGAAAAGUAAUUCAAACGGCUACCAACAUUUUCCCUUAAAUGCACGAAAACAAGUCAUGCAAGUUUUGCUCCAAAAUUUUACAAUUCAUUUAGCUGUCUAAUAAGUACUUCGCCAGUCUGCAGCACCUGGAAGAAAUUUUGUUUGCUAACGUGUCUGUCGAAAUGAUAAAUAUUUGUCAUACGCCAGAUAAAUCAGGAAUAUUGGCAACUCUGGAUGAAGCGAAUAGGCUUAUGUCAAUUUUCGCUUGAAAACCAACCCAAUCUCAUGUACGGUUAGGAAUGAAUUCUGAAUUGAUGCGAAUUACUUUCCAUAACUUUGUCAAAGUUGAGUAAGAAAAAGUGAACUAAAUUGUCAAUUACUUUUUUUAUUCUUCUUCGAUUUUUCAUGGCGUAACUUGGCAGAAAAUGGCGUAAGUGGACUAACUUUAAUACACUUAGCAUUUCUAAGUAAACCUGUAGCCACUAAGCAAACCCACCAGCCACUGACAGCGCUACAGUGAGAAAUGGGUGAACUUUUUUCUAUACCAACACGCUGCCAAAAACAAACUCAAAAUAAAGUUUUUCCACCCACUUGCCAACGUUCAUGCAGGAAGGUAUUUCUGGGUAAAAUCGAGAGUACUUAUUUUUGAGUAACUACGUGGAUAGUACUGAUUGGGUUCAAACUACUCAACCGAAAAGGAGAUCAAUUUGGGUGGUUUUAACGCAAUGAUUUUUUCUCGUGUGAUUAUUAUUAUCAUUGUCUUACCUUUGCACUGAUGGGACUGCUGGUUUGAGCUACAGGAGCUGUUUCCUUGACCUGUCGAGACUGUUGAUUGAAUUUCAAUAUUUUCCAUUGUCUCAAAAUAAAAAAACAGGAUAAAUUAAUUAAAAUUAUUAACGUUAUAGUACAAGGAUACUUACGCUACAAAUAACGACAGAUUAUCGUGCACAAUUAUAUAAAAAAUCGUAUAAAAUGUUCCUUUGAUUAUAAACAGUUGUUACUUUUCUGCUGCUUACCAAAAUAUUGUGAUUCAACACACAAAAAAUGUUCACCCAACUGUAGCUUCUUUGAAUAAACUCAACUGUUGAGUAAAAAAUACUCAUUUAUUAAGGUACUUUUCAUCCAACAUAAAAAAAACAAUCGCAAUGUCUUAAUGUUAGGUGAAUUUAACUCUACCGUUGGGUUUUUUUGGCAGCGUGUACAGCGAUACUGUGAAAAGUGCAGGCAACUUUAUACAUACAUUUUUGGAGCAUUUAGACACCCAUUUCUCUUCAGAUGGCGCUGUCGCUAAACAGGACAGGAUUUUUUUUUGGUUCCCAAAUCAAUUUAGCGUAUCAUACUUUUUGGAGAAAUUGUAGCCUGCAGACAUUUUUUUCGGAUUUACUGGCUUUUGUAACCCUGUAUGAAGAUAUUGGAAAUUUCUACCUGGCAUCUCUGGUGGUAGACAAUGGGGACAUAAUUGCACACUAAAAAAAAUCAAUUUCACAAGUGACUUAAUCCCUCAUUGGAUGUAAUUCAUAAAGACCUAAAUUAUCAAAUGACGGAAAAUUUUAUUUGUAAUGGCUUAAUGUUACAUUAGAAUGAAUUUUACUGGUUUCGACUGUAACUUGUAUUGGGUUAGUAGGUGCUUCUGUAUGAAUUUAAAUGCACCUAUCAGCCUAGAAAAUAUGUGCUUCUGUGGUUCAAUCGGUUAAUGGUCGCGGCUGUCGGUUUCAGAAUUCAUUUUUUUUUAUUUCGAUGAAUUUCAUGUCAUGGAAUUUUAGACACGAUAUUAAAUGUUCUUCCAUGAAAUUUUGCGUGAACUGCGACGUUCCAUUUAUGUGCAUCUAAUAAGAUGUAAAAUCACAGUUUUUUUAGAAGUGUGUCUCAAACGAAAAAUUCUAAUGAUACAAACUUUUCGCACUAAACAGCGUUGGUGUGAGUGAAACUGACAGAAUACAAAUUUAAUGUCAAAUAACAUCAGUUCUAUUCGGAACUUUGUCUCUAGAAAAAUUGUGUGGUUUAUCGGAAAGAGAACGGAUUACAACAAAAAGUCUGUUUAAUCGACAUUGCUAAAAUCUCCUUUUAUUUUAACUUAUAAAUUGAGUAUUGUUUAAAAAAACAUUGAUCAUAUAUCGCAAAAAUCGAGGAUUUUCUUCGAUUCUUGGAAUUAAUCAUUGAAAAGUUUGCUUCAGAUACCAAUACUUUACUUGCUGUGGUGUAGGCUGCGAUAUCCUUAGGCCAGUGAUGCCAAAGAACAAACAAUUACAGACGAACGAAGCUCGGUUCUUAGGCCGAACUUUUUUUAACUAGAUAAAUCAGUUAGAAAGUAGUUGCAGAUUGUACAAUUUUGGAACACACAAUGCAUUGAUUGGUUAUAGAUUGGUUUAUUGUGAACGAACAGUAUGAGAAAAAGAUAGAUAAAACAGCAAAAGGGGAGUGCAUUGGAAAAAUGAAACAAAAAUGAAAGAAGUGUCAAUAACUAUAAUUAGUGAAAAUUUAUUUGUUAACUGUACUGAAAAGUUAUGAUAAGUCUAAACAGGUUUAAUCCAGAAUUAAAUUACAACAGCCACAAAGUAAUUACUAACGUAAUAUUUGAAGUAAGGAAUAUGAGAACGAUUAAAUAAAUGAUAAAUUGUUAAUAAAA